Molecule: messenger RNA, 1554 nt
Organism: Suncus etruscus (white-toothed pygmy shrew)
Lineage: Eukaryota; Metazoa; Chordata; Mammalia; Eulipotyphla; Soricidae
Gene: SPRTN
Product: SprT-like N-terminal domain
Exons: 5
Coding region: 71-1501 (476 amino acids)
Biological process (GO): DNA repair
Cellular component (GO): nucleus
Molecular function (GO): polyubiquitin modification-dependent protein binding; single-stranded DNA binding; metalloendopeptidase activity
Source: RefSeq, a predicted model, not a curated record
AGUAUCUGCUGUAGGAGCUCGUUCCUCCUUGUUAGCUGAAGGUUGACAGCCUCCGGGAUCCAAAGCAGCUAUGGACGAAGACUUUAUUUUGGCCCAACAGCUGCAAGAGGAGUGGAACCUGCAGGUCGCGACGAGCCAUCACCCCCAGGAGCCCUUGUCGGUGGUGGACGCGUCUUGGGAGCUGUUGGAUCCCACCCCGGAUUUGCAGGCCCUGUUUAUGCAAUUCAACGAUCAGUUCUUCUGGGGCCAGCUAGACUCCGUCGAAGUGAAGUGGAGCAAGCGAAUGACCCAGUGUGCUGGAUUAUGCAACUAUGAAGGCAGAGGUGGAAUGUGUUCCAUCCGCCUCAGUGAACCCCUUUUGAAGUUGAGACCAAGAAAAGACCUUGUAGAGACACUCUUGCAUGAAAUGAUACAUGCCUAUUUAUUUGUUACUAAUAAUUAUAAAGACCGGAGUGAACAUGGUCCAGAGUUUUGUAAACAUAUGCAUCGCAUCAAUCAUCUGACUGGAGCCAAUAUCACGAUAUACCAUGAUUUUCAUGAUGAAGUGGAUGAAUAUCGACGACACUGGUGGCGCUGUGAUGGACCAUGUCAGCAGAGAAACCCUUAUUAUGGUUAUGUCAAACGUGCUGUUAACAGGGCACCCUCUGCUCAUGACUAUUGGUGGGAUGAACACCAGAAAACCUGUGGAGGCACUUUUAUAAAAGUCAAAGAACCAGAGAAUUCAAAAGGCAAAGGAAAGACAAAACUAGGAAAUUACCCAGUAGCAACUGCAGAGACUAAAGAUAAUCCAGAGAAAACUGAGAAACAAUUAUUCAUUCCUUUCAGUGGAAAAGGAUACAUUCUAGGAAAAAUAAUCAAUUCACCUUCACCUGGGAAAUUCAUUGCUUCAAAUUCUACUAAUGAUAAUCAAGAUAUUUUAAAUCAAGACAAUUCAACAAAUGUUCUAAGACCUAAUUCGAAAUAUGAGGUGAAAUCUGAACAGAAUGGCUCAAGUAAUAAAGUGCCGUUACGUACUUCCAGCCACCAAAAUAGUAUAAAUAAUUACUUCCCUAAAAUAUCAGUUGCCAACCAAAAUGCUUUCAGAAAUGUGAAUGGAUCUCCAACAAAAGAUGGAAUAGUUGGGAGCAUCACUAAGAACAUCUCUAAUUCUCAAGGAAGGCCAACGUCGUCUAAGAUAGCCCUUAAAAAUCCUUUAAAAGGAAUGGAAUUGACAUCUGUGACUGCAUCCCAGAACAUGAGUGGGCCUGAAAAUGAAGUUCCAAGUAAACGGCAGAAGCUAGAAAAUAUAACUGUUCUAGACAAUUUUUUAAGCAAGAAAGCACAGUUACCAAGUGGUAGUUCUCCAACAUGUAGUUCAUAUCCUACCAUGACAACUCAGAAUUCUAUUGCUUCGUCCAGUCAGAGGAAAAUGGUAGACUGUCCUGUUUGUCAGAAUGAAAUUUUAGAAUCUCAAAUUAAUAAACACUUAGACUGGUGUCUUGAAGUUGAAAUCAUAAGCUGAAAAAAGCCUUUGAUUAAUGAGUUUCAUAUGUAUAGAUAUUACUCACUGGUAUA